This is a messenger RNA of Eucalyptus grandis, 1762 nucleotides long. Its product is annotated as trihelix transcription factor GT-4. The transcript has 5 exons. Lineage: Eukaryota; Viridiplantae; Streptophyta; Magnoliopsida; Myrtales; Myrtaceae. The record is from RefSeq and is a predicted model, not a curated record. The coding region runs from base 235 to 1494 and encodes 419 amino acids.
AAAAGGAAGGAGAAGGAGAAGGAGAAGGAGAAGGAGAAACUACUCCGGAGGAGAAAGCCACACCCACGGUCAACUUUUCUCUCUCCUUCCCUUUUCCCUCUUCAGUCAAGAACCCCGCCCGCGCUCGAUUCUUCACUCUCACCCGCCGGAAAACGAGAAUCAAGAUCGGACCUUUCUGUCCUCCGCCGGCGACCCGACGGAGAUCGGCCAUCGCCGUCGUCUCUUCUCGGAGCCAUGUACCUGCCCGACAAGCCCCGGCCCAGUCCCCCGGAUUUGUCGGACCGCGAAAUGAUGCUCGAGGUCGUCACCAGCGACCCCCUCUCCCUCCACCACCAGCACCAGCACCAGCACCACCAGCACCAGCUGAUGAUCCUCGCCGACAGCAGCGGCGGCGAGGACCCCGAGCCGGAGCCGGAGCCGGAGCCCGGGCCGGAGCUCCGGGCCACCAAGAAGCGGGCCGAGACGUGGGUCACCGAGGAGACCCGGAGCCUGAUCGGGUUCCGCCGGGAGGUGGACGGGCUGUUCAACACGUCCAAGUCGAACAAGCACCUGUGGGAGCAGAUCUCCGCCAAGAUGAGGGAGAAGGGCUUCGACCGCUCGCCCACCAUGUGUACUGACAAGUGGCGCAACCUGCUCAAGGAGUUCAAGAAGGCGCGGCACAACCUUCAGCAGCAGGAGCAGCAGCAGCAGAGCGACAAGGGCGGCGCCGGGUCGGGGAAGAUGACGUAUUACAAGGAGCUGGAGGAGCUGCUCAGAGAGAGGAAUAGGAAUGGGGGCGCCGGCGGGGGCGCCGGCGGGGGCGGCGGCGGAGGAGUCUUUGGGGGGUCUGUGGCGACGCCGCCCAAAGUCGACCAUUUCAUCCAGUUCUCCGACAAAGUUGACGUUUCAGGUUUCGAUGAUUCCAGCAUCCAAUUUGGACCCGUGGAAGCUAGUGGACAGACAACUAUUAACGUGGAUAGGCAGUUUGAUCAAGAUGGCGAUCCUCUUGCUAUAACUACUGCUGAUGCAGUGGAAGCCAGUGGAGUUCCUCCUUGGAACUGGAGAGAUGCCCCUGGAAAUGUUAUGGCAGGAGGGGACCAGUCAUGCGGUGGGAGGGUUAUUACGGUCAAGUUGGGCGACUAUGUCAGAAGGGUGGGAAUAGAUGGAAGUGGAGAGGCAAUCAAAGAGGCAAUCAAGUCAGCAUUCAGAUUAAGAACUAAGCGGGCGUUUUGGCUGGAGGAUGAGAACCAGGUUAUUCGGAGCCUCGAUAGAGAUAUGCCUAUAGGAAAUUACACCCUCCACCUUGAUGAAGGGAUCACCAUAAAAGUUUGCACGUUCGAUGGAUCUGAUCGGAUAGAAGAAAAAACACUAUACAGUGAAGAGGAUUUCCGCGAUUUUCUCACACGUGGUGGUUGGAUAUGUUUAAGAGAAGUAAAUGGCUACAGGAGCAUUAGCAGUAUCGAAGAUCUGCACUCUGGUGUGAUGUAUGAGGGAGUCAGAAUUCUGGGGGAUUAAUAAUUUGUAAAUUUCCUUACUUGUAGAUCUUCAUGCUGCUGCUGCUGCUGCAAUUUUUGUGCAAUGGCAAUACACCAAUUUCAUCACUAAUUUUGUAGGAGCCAAGUAAUGCGAGAGAUUAUGUAUCUAGUAUCUACGAGGUCAUUGAAUGCUCUCCAGAAUGUUAAAUAGUGUAUAGUUGAAGUAGACUUUGUCACAAUUGUGGAUAGAAAAUCUGUUACCCUCAACAAUAUUAUUGAGUGUGCUUCCGACUUUCAUGUUUUUCUGA